Messenger RNA from Exserohilum turcica Et28A, 1440 nucleotides. RefSeq lists its product as uncharacterized. The record is from RefSeq and is a predicted model, not a curated record. Lineage: Eukaryota; Fungi; Ascomycota; Dothideomycetes; Pleosporales; Pleosporaceae. Bases 91 to 1440 code for a protein of 449 amino acids. The transcript has 2 exons.
GAUGUCGGCCUCACAACACAAAAUAUCGCGUCCGCACCCACUCUCAGCACACCCACCCUGCGCUUCCUGACGACUGUUGAUACCGCAAGAAUGCCUCUGUAUCUUGCCGCCGGCCCCAGCCUAGAUGUAUGGACAACGGAAGAAAGUACACAGGCCUGGUUCGAGUCACUCUUGCUUAGCAACCCCGCAACACUAUCAGAUACGCCCGGCCAGACUGCAAACGAAUGGUGGAAGCUUGCACGCUCACAAUCACCCAUUGGCAUAUUAGCCCAGGUUCAGGAUGUAGCAGAGGAUGCCCAGAAGCCCAGAGUGACCGAGAUUCUUUUCUACGGGACCAUCGCUAUACAUGCCAUUGGCGGGUUACCCACACCACCUUUGUCUUCGUCAUCCAUAGAAAAUAUCUCAGGCGAACAGCUCCCUGAGCUCAGAGUACACGCAACACCCCUUUCUUCUGAUCUGUUGCACCGCAGUAGCAUCAGCCUCCCGCUCGACGAUGACGCCCAUUUCCUGCCCCCGCUGCACAACGCCCAUGGCCCUCCAAAGUCCCCAAAGAAACAUCGGGAUAUCUUUGAGGAGGCUACAAUAGCAAACAAGAAGGCCAGAGGGAGUGGUGGGAGAGCUGUCUCGGCUGCAGCUGCUCGGGGUAGCGAGUCCCAGCAGCCUUAUACCCACCGGAAAUCGUCGCUAUCCAUCGACAAAAGGGCCUCGCCAUUCACAGACUCGAGACCACAGUCUGCCUCUGGAGCCCUUCCGCACCCCAGCUCUCGUCCGCACUCUCGAUCACCAAGCAUCUCCUCAGACACAAGGCCAUUGAGCCGCAAAGGUCAGCCUGAAGCCCAUGCGAGGCGAUCAAACCUUUCUCAGGUCGCCACUAUACCUAUACAGCCAGAAGAGCCGACAACAGAGUCACGCAACAAGGAUGCACUGGUAAAAGUGGUCAUGGCAGCAAUGCGCAUGCAUGGGCUGCAGCAGCGAAAGCCAAACAAGUCUCGUCGGGCAUCGUUGGCUGUUGGCGGCGAAGAAAGCGAGCGGCUGAGCGAAGAGGCAAUCGCAGAGGCAGCCAAAGACGAUGAGUACAAGUUGAUUUAUCAUCAAACCUACAAAGGGGCAGCAUUGGCCUUGAGAAAGCACAUGUCGGAGAAGCCGCUGCAUGUCCAACCGGACCGAAUGCGCGAUGUUGUCGAGAAGCUGCUGACAAUAUUCCUGUCUGAUCCGCUUGCAGAACCGCCACCUGCGGAUGUACCCGCGAACCCAGUAGCCACACCGGGUAGUAAAUCGCGGCCCGGCCUUCCUGGGUCCACACACAGCCAUGCAAGUCCGUUUGACCUGCCCAGCACAUCUCGACCGUCGAUGAUGCGAUCAGUCACCGACAGUCACAUAUAUACGGGGUCGCCCAUCAGCAAGAAAAGGGGUACCAUGAAUCAGCCACCGCCAAAGUAA